Molecule: messenger RNA, 8185 nt
Organism: Lottia gigantea (owl limpet)
Lineage: Eukaryota; Metazoa; Mollusca; Gastropoda; Lottiidae
Exons: 64
Coding region: 1-8136 (2711 amino acids)
Cellular component (GO): small-subunit processome; nucleolus; 90S preribosome
Source: RefSeq, a predicted model, not a curated record
AUGAGUAAAGAUACUGACCACUUCAGGUUUGAGGGAUUUAACAAGCAGUUAGUUAAGAUAGAUGUUGAUGUUACACAUAAAAUCAAGUAUGUUGGUGACAAAGAAAAGACUGAUGAGACAUUUUUCUUUGCUGGUGUCUGUAAUAGAAUCGGUGUUGACAGUACAACAGAAUUUUAUAAUUUUCGUUGUGAAAUAGCUAAUAGUUUUAAAUCAUAUGAAGAACUUAUUUACAAUAAGGAUUUGAUAGUAAAAGCUCUCAUCAAACAUUUACAAGUUCCCAAUACUUUAGCUUUAGAAUCAUUGUUACAUUUAGUUGUUGAGUUAUCUAGAGAUCUACAAGCUGAUUUCUGUGAAUAUUUUGAUGAGUUUUUCAACACAUUGACCCAGAUAUUGACCAGUUUCAGUCAGGACACCAAAGCCUUGGAGAAUGUUUUCACCACCUUUGCUUAUCUCUUUAAAUAUUUAUGGCGUUAUUUUAUCAAAGAUUUACAGAAAAUAUGGAGGCCGUAUUCAACAUUAUUGUACAACAAUCAGAAAGAUUUCAUCAAGCACAUGGCAUCUGCUAGUAUAGCUUUUCUACUCAGAAAGGUGAAGAAUAGAAAUAAAUUGUUAGAUUUUUUGUUCAAUGAUUUGAAAGAACAUCCAGAGUUAGUACAAGGUAUUGGAAUGACUCUAUUUCAAAUAGUGAAAGGUGUUGAUAACAGAUUUCAUCAUAUCAGUCAAGAGAUUUUUCCAAUUGUGUUCUAUAAAUUAGGACAGUGGAAUCCUGAUAACAACAAGUUUAAAGCAGCAUUGAAUUUAGUUGAGAAAUGUAUUAAGAUAUUUGUUAAAGAAUGUUUAUCUUUUACCACUGUUAAAUACUGUGAUACUAUGUGGAACUCUUUAUUAGAAAGUAUCAAACAAGUUUAUAUUGUAUGUAAAGAGGCAUCUGAAGAGAAAUUUAACAAAAUAUGUAAACAACUGAACAGAAACUUGAAAAUGUUUCAAAUAAUGUUACAAUAUAGAAAUGGUGCCUUUAUUGUUGAUUUCUAUACACCUAUUACUGAAAUUAUUGGAAGUCUAUGUAGUGAACCUAUAGUCGAGGAAGCAGUAACUGUAACUAUAUUAUCAGUAGUAGAAACAUAUUUAAUGGUAUCUCAAUAUCAACAUCUACAUCAACCAUUAUCUAUACGUUCUAUAUUACAUAAUAUCUUUACUAACUUUACAUUUCAACAACUCUCACAACAUCUACCAACUCUUCUUAAACUCAAGAUAUUUGAUGCUGAAAUCUUACCACAUUUAUUGCAAUACAUCAGCAGCCAUUAUGUAGGUGGUAACCAUGACGACCAAAUUUUAAUGGUGAAAACUAUGGUAGAUAUUAUACUACAGAAAUCAGUUAUACAUAUUGAAGAUGGUUCACAUUUACACACCCUCAAAUUCUUUUAUUUAUAUGAGAGAUGUAAACAGUUGAAAGGUUGUAAAAUGGAUAGUGUAUGUAAAGUUAUGUUGAAUGAAUUAAAAAAUCCUGAUUGCGGUACAGUACAGAAAUGGUCAUAUUUCAUUUGCCUUCAAAGUUUGUUGAGCAGUAAUGUUGAGUUGAUGAAAAUCUGUUGUGAUUUAUGGCACUCUUCCUUUUCUAGUAUCAAAAAUACAUCAAAUGUGAAAGGGAAAGAUUCUUUAUAUUUUUUGCUGUAUCAAGUUGUAAUAUGUAUGACAUUAUUAAAAGUGAAAGAUGAACAUAAUUUAUGUACGUAUGUUAAAUGGAAUGAUGUUCUUCAAUUAUUAAAGUAUAAUGAAGAGAAUGUAAUAGUAUUAAGAAUUGUAGAUAUUUAUUUAAGUCAGGCUGUUCAUAUUAAACCAGAAUUAUUAACACAGAAAUUACAACUAGAAAUAUUGGAUAUUAUAUAUUGUAAUCUAUCACACUGGUCUAGAAAGGUUCGGAUAUUAACAACACAUAUUUUAUCAUUGUUUCCUAUUAGUCAAUCUACAAAUCAACAGGAUGAAGAAAUAGUAAAUAUAUUUGAGAUAUGUUGGAAUGCAGAGACUAUAAUUCCAACAUUACAUUCAUACAGAGAUAGAUUGGUUUACUUACAAAAACUAGAUUAUAAUCAUAUUAAACAGUCAUUAACUCAUACUGCUCUGGAAAAGGUGCCUGUACUAUAUUUAAUUGGUAAUCUAUUCUGUAAUUUGGCUCUAAUGUGGGAGAAAGUUAAAACACUUAUAGCUACACAUGCUCAAGGUUUAGAAGUUGAUAUAUUUUGGGAACAAUUCUGCAGCCAUUUACAAAAAACAGCUGACAAAUUUGUAAAAGGUGAUAAAGAAGUUGCUAUGGAAACAGAGGAUGAUGAUGAAGAAUAUUUAGAUAUUGUUUUUAAUGAUCAGAUAGUAUUUAGUAGAAAUGAAGAUAGAUCUCCUGAUUUUGUCUCAUUUAGAAUGCAAUUGUGGAAAUCCAUGACUUUGUUUCCUGAAGUCUGUCAGAAUAAGCUGAUAGAUGUUGGCCGAUUUCUCUCUGAUUUCAUUAAGGAUGAAUAUGUACCAUUGGAUUUUGAAAAUAUGAAAGAGAACAUACAACAUACUAAAUCUGAUUCAACUGAAGAAGAAGAGGAAGAUGAUGAAGAAGAAGAUAGUGAAAAAGAUCCUGAGAAAGAAGAAACGAUACGAAAUGUUGUGAAAAUGUCCCAGUUGAAUAAAAACAAAUGUUUAGUGGUUCAUCUACAAUUGAUGUCAUGUAUAAGUAAACCUAAAAAGAUGAAAGGUUAUAAUGAAUUGUUAAUGAUCUAUUUGAAAUUGUUACAGAAUCAUGAUCCUGAAAUACAGAAAGAAGCUUUUAAUUGUAUAGCUACAUUUCAAUUUCCUUAUGUUAAUCCUUAUAGGGAAAAUCUUCAGAAUAUUAUUAAUAAUGCUAUGUUUAAAGAAGAAUUAUUAAAAUUUGGUUUAGAUGAAGAUACAAGUAUAAUUAAACCUGAACAUAGAGAAAAUCUCAUUCCUUUAUUAUUGAGAAUUUUAUUUGGUAAAAUGUUGAGUAAAGCCAAGAAAGAUGGUUCAGGAAAGAUAAAAGAUUCAGUAAGAAAAGAUAUGAUAUUAAGAUUUGUUAGUGAUUGUAAAGAUAAUGAAUUAAGAUAUUUUCUACAACUGUUAUUUUCACCAGUUCUUUGUUUCACUGGAGAGAAUGCAAUAGAAGUGAUACAGAAUAUAAAGACAUCGUUAGAUCUGACUAAAGUCAUACCAUUACAAAUUACUAAAGGAAUAUUAAAUAUGAUUGAUACAGUAAUCAAGAAUUUAAAGACAAGUUUAGAGUUUUAUAUUGGUGAUUUAUUAAGUAUAUUAGUAGGACUAUAUAACUAUAUGAAUACUAUAUUAGAUAUGUGUACAGAAGUGAAAUAUUCUGUAUUAAAUGAUGUUAGAACAUGUCGUAAUGUAUCACUAACUAGAUUAAUACAGGUGUUUGAUAAUUUCUUUGAGUAUGAUUACACAGCAAGUCAAAUUGAUGUUGUGUUUCAAGUUUUAGUUUGGCCAAAGAUGAAACAAGUUUCUACAGACACACAAGAUCAUAUACCACAGAUAUUAUCUUUAUUCAAUGUCUGGUCCAAAUAUCCCAGUUAUUAUCCUUUGUUAAAGAAAGAACAUCUAGAAAUAAAGAGAACACCAAUGAGUGAGAUUUUUACUCUGUUGAAUAAAGAGAAUUUAUUACGGAAGAAAGGAGAAUAUAUAAUGAAGAUUAUAUGUAAUUUAUUAAAUAUAGACCUAUCUACUGAUAAUGUUGAUGAUAUACAAGAUGAUGAAAUGAGUGACAGUGAUUCUGAUGAAGAGAUGAUUAUAGAUUCUCAAGACAAGGAUGACGAAGAGAAGAAUGGAAUAGAGUUAUUAUUACCAUAUAUAUCAGAUAUAUUAAAAUACUUACAAACUACUAUACAUAGUCAAAUAUCAUUAUCUACUAAACAACAUGGUCAUAUAGAACUACAGAUACUUUCAAGGAUAUCUGACUAUACCAAUGAUAAAGAACAAUGUGAAAAAUUGUGUAGUUUAUUACUAUCUUUCUUUAAUAAGAAAUCCAAAUAUACUCCAGAAUAUGAAGAGAAAUUAUUAAAUUGUACUAAAAAGUUACUUGGAAUAGUAGAAUCUCCAGCGAAAUUUCUCAGACCCCUGUCAGCCUUAUUCUGUGUCUUAUGUGAUAGAAAUUCUAGAAAGGUUUUAUGUCAGACAUUUGAGAUUGUUGCUGAUGAUAAAAUCAGUGAUAUUGUUGUUAAGUUAAAUUCGUGGAAUCCAUCAAGAACAGAUGAACCUGACUAUGAUAAAAGGUUAAAAGCAUUCAGUGUAUUUAAUUCUAUGAUAGUACAGAGCUCCACUCUCAAUGCUGACAAUAUAUUACCUGUAUUAUACAAUUGUAUAUAUUAUAUUAAUCAAGAAGAUGAUAUGUCAUUAAGAGAAUCAGCUGUUAAUUGUAUAGAAAUUGUUAUUAAACAGAUGUCCAAAUUAGAAAUUGGCAUCAAAGAUAAUUUAUUUCAAGUUAUCAUUAAAAAUCUACUGAUAACUAAAAUACAACAAGGCAUUAAUAAUAAAACUGAUGUUGUUCAUAAUAAAUAUGUACAUCUAUGGUCUAUAUUGGUAGAUGAAUAUCCUACUCUAUCUAUAUGUGAAGGUUUAGAUGAGCUAAAGACCUUGGGAUUUUUUGAUGGUAUUGGACACGUUCAGAUGCAAAAGAGAGCUAUAGCAAUAAGAAGUUUAAAGAAAUAUCUAGAGAGUCAUACACCUAACUCUGGGUUAUUGAAUAGUUAUUUUCUACCUAUAGUUAGUAGAUUUGUAACUGAUGAAUGGUAUGGUAAACAGAAUGAUUUAGUAGAUUCCGCUAUAGAGACACUUGGUAGUAUAAUAAAAUUAUUACCCUGGUCUGUCUAUUAUCAACAAUUAAAACGAUUUCUACAACUACUAGCUACUAAAUUAUCUCAACAAAAAUUACUAGUCAGGGUUAUAUCAGCUUUAUUGAACUCAUUUCAUUUUGAUCUGAGUAAGUCUACAUUUAAACUACCCAAAAAACCAGUUUUUGAUAGAAGGAAAAAAUUUAAAGGUAAAUAUAAAGGUAAAGAAGAAGUGAAGAAUGAAGAAGAGGAAGAGGAAGAAGAAGAUGAGUUUACUCUUCCUGUAGAUACUAGUGUUAAAAAGGGUCAGAUGGAAGCAUGUAGUGAAGAAUUGGCUACCAAAAUACAUGAAACUCUUGUUCAUGAAACUAUACCUUGGCUCCAUAAACUUAUUACACAAAAGGCUAAAAGUGAAGGUCAACAUAGACUAGUACGUUCAGCGUUUGCAAGAGAUGAUGAAAUAUUACGAGUUCCACUUGCUCUAGCUUUAGUUCGUUUAUUACAAAUGUUACCACAUAAAAUAUUAGAACUGAAAUUACCAGGGGUUAUAUUGAGAAUUUGUUUAUUCUUAAAAUCAAGAGCGAAAGAAAUUCGAGAAAAUGCUCGCUCUACACUCAGUAAAAUCUGUGUUGUAUUGGGCCCCAAAUAUUUCCCUUUUAUAUUAAAACAGAUGAAAUCAGUGUUAGUGAAGGGUUAUCAGGUUCAUAUAUUGUGUUAUUCUGUACAUACACUAUUAGUUCAUAUGGUAACUAAAUUAAAACCAGGAGAUUUAGAUUCAUCAUUAAGAUUAUUAUCAGAUAUAUUUAUAGAGGAAAUGUUUGGUAAGGUAGCAGAAGAGAAAGAAGUAGAAGCUAUAACCAAUCAAAUGAUAGAAGCUAAGAAUAAGAAGGGACCUGAGGCGUAUUUUCUUAUUUCACAAUAUAUAAAGGCCUCUUCUUUAACUCAGUUAUUACAACCUUUCAAAGAGAAAGCACAAACUACAUCAUCUUAUAAAACAGCACAGAAAGUUUCUGAAGUUUUACAGAGAAUAUCAAUGGGACUUUUAUUAAAUAAUGAAAUAGAUAUGAAAACAUUAUUAAUAUUUAUACAUUCAAUUACUGAAGAGAAUUUACAUCUAACAUAUAAACAGUCUGAAAAAAAGGCAGAAGACACCUCUGAAAUUCAAGAAAGCAGAAGACCUGAGAGUUGUCUUCUCUUACCACCAUCAGUGCCUCAUGGUAUCACUAAACCUAAAAUACAUAAGAAUGCCAAUAUUCAUAUAAUUGUUGAAUUUGGUCUAAGCAUAUUGGUGAAUUGUCUGAAGAAAUUAGAUCAUAAUAACAAAGAACAUUUAGAGAUGUUAGAUCCAUUUGUAAAUAUUAUAUCUCAAUCUCUAUUCUCUACUCAUAUAUUGAUAAAUACCUACAGUUUAAGAUGUCUGACCUAUCUAUUACAUUUCAAUUUACCCACAUUAAAACUAACUAUUACCAAAAUAGCUAAUGGAAUGUUUAUUCUAUUAAAAAAUUAUGCUUCUGCUGGGGCUGCUCGUGGUAAAAAUACAGAACUUGUCAAUGUUUGUUUUAAGGCUGUUACAGUAUUAGUAAGAGAUGUACCCUAUUAUAAAAUAGAUGAUGAUCAGUUACAUGUUUUAUUAUCAUUCUGUGAAGAAGAUGUACUGGAUUAUAACAGACAAUCUACAGCUUUCACUUUAUUAAAGGCUAUAUUAUCUAGAAAAAUAAAUAUAGAUGAACUACAUGAGUUAAUGAAUAAAAUAAAAGAAAUGAGUAUAACAUCUGAUAUUGGUAACACCAGAGUUCAAAGUAGACAGCUGUUUCUACAAUAUAUGUUAGAUUAUCCCCUUGGUAAACAAAUCAUCAAGUUUGUAGAGUAUUUCAUAGCUCAAUUACAAUAUGACCGUGAAAUGGGAAGAGAAUCAGCAUUAGAGAUGGUAGCAUCUAUUAUUACUAAAUUUCCUAAAAAAUUUGUAAAUGAACACUGUCAGUUGAUAUUUAUAUCUAUAUCAGCUGUAUUAGUUAAUGAUGAAUCAGAGAAAUGUAGAAAGUUAACUGCUUUAUGUCUGAAAAUAUUGAUAAAAGAGGUCAAUGAAAAGAACAGAAAUGAAAUGUUUAGUUUAUGUAUAACAUGGUUGAAAGAUAAAAAAGUGAGUCAUAAAUCACUAGCAGCUCAGUUAAUAGGAUUAUUUGUAGAGGUUGAGAAAGAAGAUUUUAAUCAACGUUUACCAACUAUCUUAUCAUUAAUCAGUCAGCAAUUAAAAUCAAAUACCAGCAUUAAACAGGGAAUAUCAGAUGAUGAUAUAAAAGAGACUGAUAGUUAUAUCUAUAAAUUACUCAAUACAUUAGUUAAAAUACUACAAAUAUUACCUGAUAUUGUUAAAGAAGAUCAGUGGCAAUCAGAGUUUAAUUCUAUAUGGGAAAGUGUAGAGAGUUAUUUAGAAUAUCCACAUCAUUGGGUGAGAUUAGUAUCGUGUCAGUUAUUUGGUGUAUUGUUUAGUUGUUGGACACCAGAAGACCUAGCUAGUAUGAUAGACAAACAGUCUGGUGAUAGUUAUAUCACAUUAGACACAGAAAAUAAGAUAAUAAAUCUGUUGUGGUUUUUUGUAGAUAAUAAAUGUUGUGUUUAUAUUAUAAUAAAUCUGGUGUGUUUAUUUUGUAAUUUGAUGAGAUCAGAAUAUUUAGAUGAUGAUUUAUUAAAUCAGAUUAUCAAGAAUCAGUUGUAUAUUGGUAAAAUAUUAAAAUAUAUUAACACAGAAGAGAUGAGUGCUCAAAAGAAUGAUGAUGAUGAUGAUGAUUCUGGAAAUGAUGAACCUGAGUUGACGUUAAAAUGGCUCCAUGUUAAAAUGAUACACGAAGCCAAUGAAGAAAUUGCAAAUAAAUUUAGUAAAGAUACAUUCAAGCGUGUUGGUGUAUUAAAAUGGAUUGGUGGUAUGAUAUCUACAGUCACUUCACAACAAUUAUCAGUGAUAUUACCAGUCAUAAUGCCUUUAUUACAUAGAGAGUCUACUAUAGGAUCAGAUGAAGAAUUAAAGAAAUUAGCUGAUGAAAUAUUAGAUAUGAUUAAAAAGAAAGUUCCUAUUGAACAGUUUUCACGAGUAUUUUCCUUUGUCAAUAAUAAAAGAACUGAUAGAAGAUUAGAAAGAAAGAGAAAGAGAGCUGUUCAGAUGAUAACUAAUCCAGCUCAAGCUACAGCCAAGAAAAUUCAAGAUAAUGUACAAAGAAAACUAGCUAAAAGAAAACAUACAUCAGUCAGUCGUUAUAAUACAUUAAAACAACCAUCCAAGGCUAAGAAAUUUAAAAGAAAAUGAAGUUUUUGCUCGUAUGAUCAGGAUUUGUAUAUUAAAAGAUUAAAUAGAU